GUAAUCCACCUUGACGCUCUUAUUCGUGCUGCACAUUUGAUUCCGGUUUAUGGAAAUGACUUCCGGGUGCCGACGAAGUGGAAACAUACUGACUCUCUUGACGCAUUUUCCAUGUUCUAUGUUAAUAAAUUUGUGGACCAUCAUGCUCAUGAGAUUGUAUUUUGA
Messenger RNA from Stereum hirsutum FP-91666 SS1, 165 nucleotides. RefSeq lists its product as uncharacterized. NCBI's taxonomy places the organism in Eukaryota, Fungi, Basidiomycota, Agaricomycetes, Russulales, Stereaceae. The annotation marks the transcript as partial. The record is from RefSeq and is a predicted model, not a curated record. The transcript has a single exon.